This is a messenger RNA of Microthlaspi erraticum, 663 nucleotides long. The record is from the annotation of a GenBank genome assembly. NCBI's taxonomy places the organism in Eukaryota, Viridiplantae, Streptophyta, Magnoliopsida, Brassicales, Brassicaceae.
AUGGCAGACGAGGUGAUCCUUCUAAGUUUCUGGCCAAGCAUGUUCGGAAUGAGAACGAAUAUCGCGUUGGAGGAGAAAGGAGUUAAGUACGAGUAUAGAGAAGAAGAUGUGCUCUAUAACAAGAGCCCUUUGCUUCUAGAGAUGAAUCCAAUUCACAAGAUGGUCCCGGUUCUCAUCCACAACGGUAAACCGGUCUGCGAAUCCAUCAUCCAGCUCCAGUACAUCGAAGAGGUCUGGUCAAACAAGAAUCAAUUACUUCCUUCUGAUCCUUACCAGAGAGCUCAAGCCUUAUUCUUGGCUGAUUUCGUGGACAAGAAGUUGUAUGUUUGCGGGAGAAAGACUUGGGCGACGAAAGGUGAGGAGCUAGAAGAAGCCAAGAUGGAGUUUGUUGAAACACUCAAGACUCUUCAAUCUGAGCUCGGAGAUAAACUUUACUUUGGUGGCGAUAAAUUCGGGUUUUUAGACAUUGCCCUGAUUGGAUACUACAGUUGGUUUCCAGCGUACCAGAAGUUUGGUAACUUCAGCAUCGAGCCAGAGUGUUCGAAACUGAUGGCCUGGGACAAAAGAUGCAUGCAGAGAGAUAGUGUGGCUAAGUCCUUGCCUGAUCCUGAGAAAGUUGUUGGAUACGUUUUAGUGCUUAAGAAGUUAUAUGGGAUUGAGUAA